AUGACAAACUUAGAAAACAUCUGUGGCAAGUUUAACUCCUCAAUAGAGAAUAUGAAACUUAUAGUUUGCAAUGAACUUCAAAGUAUAGAUACAACAAAAGUUUUGAACUCAGAUGCUUUGAAGAGUCUUAUAACAGACAAAGUUGGAGUUGUUGAAAGAAAGUAUAAAGACCAAAGAGUUUGUGAAAAUGUUGCAAACUUCAUUAUGGUUUCAAACAAUGCUGUUCCGAUGAAGUUAGAAAGUUCUGACAGAAGAUAUGUAGUUGUCAGAACGUCAGAUUCUCAUAUGCAAGAUACAGAAUAUUUUGACGACUUAGCAGAAACUUUGACAUCUGACUUUUACAACCACUUGUUCUCAUAUUUUAUGACAUUAGAUAUUUCUAAGUUCAAUCCAAGACAAAUUCCACAUACCGAAGAGAGACAAACAUUGUUAGAAGCAAACAAGAGUGUAUAUGAACUGUUCAUAGAUGAAACUGACUUUGUGUCAUUAGAUGAAAGGUCAUUGUACGAUUCGUAUAAACAAUAUUGUCAAGAAUAUGGUUAUAUGACAGCUUCUAAACGAACAUUCUUGGCAAAUGUCAAAAGUCUUUUAGACGUACAGAAUGGUGUAUAUACAAAGAAAAAUUUUUCUGAGUAA
Molecule: messenger RNA, 636 nt
Organism: Trichomonas vaginalis G3
Lineage: Eukaryota; Parabasalia; Trichomonadida; Trichomonadidae
Product: Poxvirus D5 protein-like family
Exons: 1
Coding region: 1-636 (211 amino acids)
Source: RefSeq, a predicted model, not a curated record